Messenger RNA from Daucus carota subsp. sativus, 1170 nucleotides. Its product is annotated as transcription factor MYB1R1. The transcript is spliced from 3 exons. The record is from RefSeq and is a predicted model, not a curated record. Lineage: Eukaryota; Viridiplantae; Streptophyta; Magnoliopsida; Apiales; Apiaceae. Gene Ontology annotation, molecular function: DNA binding. Gene Ontology annotation, biological process: response to ethylene; response to gibberellin. The coding region runs from base 147 to 998 and encodes 283 amino acids.
AAUAUGUGGUGUGAAGCAAUGCAACAGUUGAUCCUCUCGAUAUUUAUAUUUUCGUGAGUGCACAUUUUGUAAGGUGCUAAAGUUUACCACAACACUUGUCAUUUUUCUAUCUCCCUUUGUAUGGACCGCAGCUCCUUGCUCUGAGAAUGGACGCAUUUUCUAGUUCGGGCUCGAAAUCUCGAAUCGAUGGGCAUGUUGGCCCGGUGUGCAUGGAACCAAAGGGUGGAGGAAGUAGCGGUUUGCGGGGUGGAGGGGAAGGGAUCAUGUUGUUCGGUGUGAGAGUUGUGGAGGGGGCGUCCUCGUUUAGGAAAAGUGCUAGCAUGAAUAAUCUGGCGCAAUAUGAGCAUGCGCAGGACUCGAAUUCGGAUGUUGUUGCGGCAGGGUAUGCUUCUGAUGAUGUUGUUCAUGCCUCCGGAGGCGGCCGUGAGCGGAAAAGAGGAGUGGCGUGGACAGAGGAGGAGCAUAGACUAUUCUUGAUGGGAUUGCAGAGAGUGGGAAAAGGAGAUUGGAGAGGAAUAUCAAGGAAUUUUGUUAAGACAAGAACACCAACUCAAGUUGCAAGUCAUGCUCAGAAGUAUUUUCUCCGGAGAAACAAUCAUAAUAGGCGUCGCCGUCGAUCUAGUCUUUUCGACAUCACCACUCAAGACACGUAUAUGUGCAACAAAACCGAAGAUUAUCCAGCAGCUUUGCCGUUAUCAAGAGACGCCUCUAUGGAAAAUCUAACACUCCGACAAGCUAAAUUUAUCCGUCCAAUACCCAAAUUUCCGAUCCCUCCAUCUUCGAAAAUGGCAGACCUCAGCUUAAACAACACAUCAACUCCAGUGCAGCAGCCAGAGCAAAUGCUACCUCUGAAUAUCAAUCUGUCUAUAGACUCGCCAGGAUCAUCGUCUUCCAGCAAGCAGCUGCCUGCGACUGCAGGACAGGUGCCAAAUUUUCAGGAAAUGCCCGGUAGCUUUAGUAGCAAUAAUGGAGAUAACAAUAUCAUUAGUGUUGCAUGAUCAAGUUUAUGAUAAUCUUUACUAUUAUGUUGAAGUUAUUUGGAACUAAGAGUAAAUUAACUAGGUUGGAAUAGACUUCUAAGAUUAGCUAGGUUAUGUAAUUCAUUAGGUGAUUCCUUAUAUAGAUGGUUGUACAUUAAUUAGUGAUCUAUAAAAGUUGUUUGUGUGUCAA